Messenger RNA from Camponotus floridanus (Florida carpenter ant), 1211 nucleotides. RefSeq names its product proto-oncogene tyrosine-protein kinase ROS-like. Lineage: Eukaryota; Metazoa; Arthropoda; Insecta; Hymenoptera; Formicidae. The record is from RefSeq and is a predicted model, not a curated record. The coding region runs from base 138 to 1130 and encodes 330 amino acids. Gene Ontology annotation, molecular function: ATP binding; transmembrane receptor protein tyrosine kinase activity. Gene Ontology annotation, cellular component: membrane; signaling receptor complex. Gene Ontology annotation, biological process: protein phosphorylation; cell surface receptor protein tyrosine kinase signaling pathway; multicellular organism development. The transcript is spliced from 4 exons.
UCGGACACUCCUGGAAUAAUAGCGAAAAAAUAUUACUUGAUGUUGUAGGUUUUAUCGUUAUAAUUCUUAUAAUCUGCCUCUGCUACUUUUAUUGUUCACUAUAUCGGCAACGCAGAAGUAAUAAUGAUUUGACAACAAUGACCGAUAUAGAAUUGGGGAUUCUACAUGAAGUAUCUUGCGAAUACACUCGAUUCAAUACGAUUUACAGUCCUAUGUUACAUUAUAAUCCGGAUGAAUGUGCGAUAACUAAAAUUGCACGUAAACAGAUUAUAUUUGGAAAAAUUAUUGGUAGCGGCGCAUUCGGAAAGGUGUAUCAAGGAAAUGUGAAAAACUUAGAAAGUUCGGGCACAGAGAUAUCCGUUGCAAUAAAAACGCUUCGGACAGAUGCUUCUUCCCAUGAGAAAAAGAGAUUGUUAAAGGAAGCCGAGCUUAUGAAUCGUUUUCGACACAAACAUAUAUUAAGAUUGUUGGGUGUUUGUUUAGAUGGGAUUUCUCCGUUUCUAGUGUUGGAAUUAAUGGAAACUGGUGAUCUGUUAAAAUAUUUGAGAGAUUGUCGAAAUUUAGAAGCGUCAGAUUCGCACGCUCUGCGUUUGCAAGAUUUGUUCGCCAUGUGCGAAGAUGUUGCGCAAGGUUGUUGCUACUUGGAAGAAUUGCGUUUCGUACAUAGAGAUCUAGCGUGUCGCAAUUGUUUAGUAUCUUCCAGAAAUCGCGAGAAUCGUAUUAUCAAAAUUGGAGAUUUUGGAUUAGCUAGAAAUAUCUACCAGAAUGAUUAUUAUCGCAUGAGAGGAGAAGAUUUGCUUCCUGUUCGCUGGAUGGCACCCGAAUCUUUGAUGAUCAAUAUAUUUACUUCUCAAAGCGAUGUUUGGUCAUUUGGUGUUUUAAUGUGGGAAAUUACAUCUUUGGGUGAGCAACCUUAUAGUGGCAAGGCUAAUGAAGAAGUGAUAAAUUAUGUACGUGCUGGAGGCAGGUUGCCGAUGCCUCUUAAUUGUCCGUCAGCAUUGUACCAGUUGAUGCUACGUUGCUGGAGUUCAGCGGAUGCUAGACCAAAUUUCAACUUUUGUUUGAAAAAUAUUAUAGCAUUAAGAAAGAAUAUAGAAGAUAUCUUACUGAGUCCAGUCGAUACUAUUUAGACGACAUAAUUAAAUUAAAUUUAUCUUCUUUUCUGAUCGAUUCGAUAAAUCUUGUAGGAAAAAUAUGUAGAUGUUGCAAAU